Molecule: messenger RNA, 852 nt
Organism: Cylindrotheca closterium
Lineage: Eukaryota; Bacillariophyta; Bacillariophyceae; Bacillariales; Bacillariaceae
Source: the annotation of a GenBank genome assembly
AUGAUUGUCACCACAAUGGCAGUUACCGAAUCCAACACUUUAGGGUGUGCCCAAACGUCUUCCAAUGCAAAGCAAGAUUAUGUUUCAAAAAAGCAGGUUGCGCUGAAGCCAAACAUUCGGAAACCAAACAUCCCUACUCGGUCCUAUUCUGAAAUUGACCGACUCUUGGAUGCUUCCGAAGCAGGAGACGAGUCGGGGCAUUCUGAAACCGAAGCCUAUGAUGAGACAAUUGAACCAGUAUCGUCUGCAGAGUUUAUUGUGGACUUGUCCAGGCUAACACCAGAAGAAGUUGCAAGUCUGCUGAAACGCACCAAAGAAGAUGGCGAGAGAAGAAGAGCAGAGAAUGCAAACAACGUUAGGCAAAUGCAAGUCAAGCUAACAAACUUGGAGAGCAAGCUGAAGAAAAAGUUAGCGAUGACCAGCAUGGCACCGUAUACACAAGCAAUGAAGACAGAUAUGCCGCUGCCAACUUAUGUCACGGCGAACCAGAAGCAACUUUGUCGUGCCUUUCACGUGCAUGAAGUCUAUAUGAAUCAAACCAAGAAGAUGCAGAAGAAGAACAAGAAACUGCUGUCGUUCCUAAAGAAACAAAUCAAGUUACUUCAAGAAGAUAGCAAACGAAGGGAAGCCUCACUUCAGGACGAGGUGACAGAAUCUCGAGCAGAAGUCGUCAAGAUGUGCAGAGUACUAGAGAUCAAUCCUGAAGAUUGGAAGAGACCAGGAGAAAACGAGCUGAUGAAAAAGGUCUCAGAAGUAUUGAGUGGGGUCCCAAUGUUGGGUGAAUGGGCCAGGUCAUUUAGUGAAGGUAGCACUAGGUCUCUGAGCCAGUCCUGUAGCCAGGGCUCGAGUUGA